AUGAUCGAGUGCCUAACAGUGAAGUGGAGCCGGCUGGUUUCAGUGCAAAUCCAUUGUGGGAAGAGAGCGCCCUUUCCACGACAGACGUUGAACUGCUGUCGGUGUCCCUACAACCCUUUUUACCUGACUGUUGUUUACAUACAUUCUAAAGCAAACACUGCCAAUGCUUCGGAUAUAACUUUUUAUAUAUCUAAAAAACAGGACUUUAUCUCUCCUGAAGCUCCCAAACUAAUAAUCAGGGACUUUAACAGUUGCUAAAACAGUACGUUAAAAAAAUAAUCGCUAGACCUUUGCUAUGGAAACUAUACCGAAUGCAUGCUCUGCCACUACCAAACUGCCGCUAGGAGGCUCGCACCAUAACGUCGUAUAUCUACGACCAACCUACCAACCUUGAAAGAGAGACCUGUUAAAACUGUGCAGGGUUGGAACGAGGACAGCGUCACCCGUUUACAAGGUUGUUUUGACUGUACAAUGUGGGACAUUUUUUACCUCUGCUGUUAUAAAUGAACUGACAGAUGUUUCAAGUUAGAUCAACUUUUGUGUGUAUUUAGUAGUGCCCACCAAGACCAACAAAAUAAUCCCUAAUAGUAAACCAUGGGUAUCUAAGAAACUGAAAGUGGUGCUGAAUAAGAAAGUUAGUACAUGCAGAGGGUAAGAUAUACAGAGAGAGAUUAAAAGACAGAUCCAGAUAGAUAAAGAUGGGUACAAACUCAUUGCUGAAAAGACUCUCUAGAGCUUCCUGGCAGGGAAUUAAAACCAUGGCCCCCACAAGGGCAAAGUGCCCCCCACAAGGGCAAAGGGAAAUCCAGUGCUGCCCUGGAGGAUGGAGAGGGACUUAACAUGGCAAAUGACUUGAAUGUGUUCUUUUCAAAGCUUGAGUUAGAUUACCCUCUGUCUGGGGUGCGCCAG
Coregonus sp. 'balchen' is the source of this 909-nucleotide messenger RNA. The record is from the annotation of a GenBank genome assembly. NCBI's taxonomy places the organism in Eukaryota, Metazoa, Chordata, Actinopteri, Salmoniformes, Salmonidae.